ACUCCUGUCGGGACUUUAUAUUCUUGGAAUGAGCUGCAGCAGCUGUAUUGCUCCAAAGGAUACAAUAAGCCAUCAAGAGCAAAAAUACUGCCUUCUCUGUGUACCCUUCCUACUGCAAAUCACAGAAAUAUGAAGACUGUUUCUCUGCAAGUCGUGUUUGUGCUGAAGGUCUUGUGCCUAGGGACUGUGACUGAAGGGCAACCUAAAGCAUCUCUGAAGUGUUCAAAGGAGUGUGGCCGUUUUACACCCAGCAUACCUGAGAAAUGGAUAAAAAGCUAUCACAGGACUGAACCGCAAUGCACCAAACAGGGCAUCAUAUUUAUUACUCAGAAGUCCUUGGAGAUUUGUGCGGAUCCAGGAGAAGACUGGGUAAAGAAGGUCAUAUGGAAAUUGGACCAGAAAAGGGCCUUAGCAGCAUCCCCACUUCCACGUGCUGCCACUUCAGCAGCAGUGCCGGAAAAUCCUGGCAUUUUUCACAAACAUAGUGGUCUUACAGUAACAGCUCCAUCUCAAGCAACUGCUCCAACUAGUACUUUUCAAGGGGCUGGCAUGACAAUUUUGGAGGGUAUAAAUGCUCCUAUUGUCAGGACAGAGGUGUCCAGCAAGCCCAUACCAGCCAUGCAGUACAUCACACACUUCUCUACAGUAUUGUCCCCUGUGAUACAGGAAAUUGCUGCCCGCUCUGAAGUGAGUUCAGAAGCAAACAGAGAUUCCACAAAAGCUGCUGCACAUUCAACAACUUAUGCAGCAGGCACGGUCCCCAACCAGUCUAUCCCAUAUUCCAUGGCUCUUGUGCAUGGCUUUGAGAACUCUGUAGGAUCUAUAGAAGAAUCUGUAGGAUAUACUGCAAAUGCUACAGCUGAUGUUCCAGACAUGACUUCUCCUAACUUGAAUUCAGGCCCCAUGGCCAUUACUAAAGCAUCAGACCAUUCUGUAGGUUCCACAGAUGAAUCCCUACACCCUGCAAGUGCAAGAGCGAACACAUCAGACAUUGCUUCUAGGAGUUUUAAUUCAGAUCUUCCCUCCGUCCUAGGCAGUACUGAGAUUACCACAACCCCAACAACAACACCUUUUCCACCUGUUCCAUCAGAUGCUACUUCAGUUUCUACUUUAAACCCCACAACUGUCAUAGAUGAAAGUCAUUCUGUCCACAGCAACAAAGUUUUUGGUUCCUGGACAGAUGCUUUUGAUACUAGAACACCUGAACAUUCAUCACCUUUAGGAAAGCAAGACCUUCUAGAUACAUCAGCUUUUACCAGUCAAACAUUCUCAGGCCAAGCCAGAGCACAGUUGACUCCAAAUGAUCCACCUUUUCCUAGCUUCUUGUCAAGAUCCCAAAUGCACUUUAUCAUCCCAGUUUCUAUGGUAGGUGGUGUGAUUGCUUGCAGUGCUGCUGCUAUAUGGCUAUAUAAAAAAUUGGGAAUCAAAAAAGAAGCAAUGUCAAUGGUACAGGGCUUGCUCUACCAGCAGGAGGGAUGUCAAUCCAAUGUCUGUCCAAUGGAAAUAAUCUGAAUGCUUUAUGGCAUGGAUGUUUUUGGCAUAGGUUUUCCUUUGUGUUGCUGCAGGAAAGCUAAAUUUACACUUACAAAACAAGCCAGGGAAUACAAAUACCAAAGAAAAUGUGGGGUUUUUUUGCAGAGCAGAAUGUCCAAAAAUAUAUCUAAGUUGUCAUUAACCAAUGCCAGUAUUUUGACUGUGUUUCAUCAUGGCCCAGCUGAGAAACCACCCACUCACCCACACUACUGGACUCAGGCAAUCUUAAACCAAAACACACUUUUUUUUUCACUUACAAACUCUCGGCUGUUUUGUUCUUUGCACUUUGGAUCACUGCUCUGUCAGGCCAAGACUAAUGUUGACAGUCAGUGGGGUGCUGGCUCUCCUGGCCUGACUAAAUAUCCCAUUAACUCUUGCUGGAGCCCUGAGAGAUACUACCUAACUUUUCAGACAAAGGUGACUAAAACUGAAUCUAAUUUGCCUACAAAUAUAAGGAACUGAAGAUCAAUGCUAGAGGUUUCACUCUUACAGAUGCUGACAACCCACAGUCUAUCUCCUCCUCAAAAUCAGGCCACUAUUCUCUCAAACAGCUAGAGGCAGCUGCAUUUGUAGAUUUAGCCUGAGACCUGAUUCUUGGCAAAUCUGGCUAACUGCCAUAGAAGUCUUCUUCCAGCAGAGGUACCUUGUGUCCAGUUGUGUCCAACACCAGGGCAGGAUAAUGCCGACGCGCUGAAUAACACUAUGUGGGAGAGAAACUGUUGCAAAUCAGAAAAACGUGUGGAGAAAUCAUCAGAGGGACCCAAUAACUUUGCUAUUCCUGUGAUAAUGUUGGAGGGUUUUUUGCUGUUUAGCAAGCACAAAAGCCAGGAAAUACAUUUUUGGAGUAGCUAAAUGUAGUUCUGGAUUUAGGAAUUACUCCACCGCAGCAGACCUAUCUUCCUUCCAGUUCCAUAUUCUGUCUCUGGAAAUAAGCACUUUUGCUGAUCCAGAAGAAGGUAUAAAAAGCCUAUUCAUGGUUCUAUGCUUUGGUGUCAUUUUAGCUUUUUUAUAUAGCCUUGAUCACUAAGCUAUUAAGGCAUUGUAACAGUAACAGAGAGGUUUUUAAACCCAAGUUUUUUUCUAAUUUUUACACAUCUAGACACUGCUGUAUGUAAGCCUUAUCUUUUAUCUGUGGUCGGUUCCUGAAGGCUUCUAUUUAACAUUUAGUCCUGCUUACGACACUAUGAAUUUGCACGAGCAUUUAAAGAUCUUCAGAAUAUGAUGUAUUUAUGUGUAUCAGGGGUCUAAUCCUGCAGUGAUUAACCUCAGUGGAUCAUGUCCCAGAGUAUAAAUAUGCAUGUAGAACAAAAAACCCCCACAUAUAAUAAGCAAGAUGCUCAAAGCAAAGAUGAUGAAACAGCUGUAAAACACAGCUAGAGAAAGAUUGGCCCAUUAGAUCUGUCAGAUAUCACCUUCAGGGCAUCCAUCCAGUCCUCAGGGUGGAAACGAUUGACUGCAAUGGUAUUUGUUUUCUGAUAUUAUUCAACCUCUUAUCCCUGUAGUUCUUUGUUAACUUGGAAGAGGGAACUAGAGAUUUGUCUGGGGUUUCACAGGUAGAAGAGGUACAGAAAGCAAUCAGAUUAAUUAUAAUCAGGAAUCUUGGGUGAAAUUCACCCUUGUGUGGAAGCCUCCCCAUGCAGCCCCAGUCCUGCAGCACUAAAUGGGGUUGAUUUACACAAAGGACUGCAGUAGCUGUCAGUGCUGCCUCCCUAUCCACCCCACUCAUGCACGCAGAAGUCUCACCAGCUGGGGUUUGUGGCCUUGCAGUUUGUGGAACAGUAUACUAUAGCAUUAUUUUUAUAUAAAAUAUGAGAAAUGUUAUUUUUGUAGUGAAGUUUUGUAGUGAUGCAAAUGCAUGCAAUGUCAUGUUCUUGUGAACAGAGUGUCAUAGAGUCUAGAACUAGACUAUGCUACAUUGAAAAACACUGUGCCUUAUUGAUUUUUUUACUAGUCUUGGAUGGUUUGAGUAUGUCCACAAGAGCAGAGUUGCUCUCAAGGUUUUCCUUGGGACAUGGGUAGGCAGGACACAACUCUCUGCCUUAGGGAGCUGUCACUGUGUGCUGUUAUUCUUGCUCACUUUUCAAGCUGUGGGACACAGUGGGUACAGGUCACAGUCACAGUGGUACAGGUGAAACUAGUCUCUCCAGAUACUAUAGCAAAUGGAGUGGACAGUCAUUUUCCUGUGGUUUUCUUCUCUCCAAACCAGCUGUGAGCAAAGGCCUCAGCACAAAGCUAUGCUGGGGAGAUAAAGGUGUACUGCUGCAGCCCUGACCACUUUGAGUCCCACCAUGGCAUUUGAAAGGACGCUGCUGCCCAGGGGGAGCACAAAAGCCAUGUCCCCUCCUAAUGCUCAGGUCUCCCUACCCUGCUGCUGGCUGCAGCCAUGCUCGUCACAGCUCAGGACCUCCAGGAACACUUGGGAGGGCAGCCAGGGUUUCCCUGUGGGACCUCUCUAGCUUCUGCCUCAGAGAGGGGUUUGAGCAGCUGCUGGGGGCAUGAAAUGGCUUUUUCUUUUAAACUGGGGCAGUUUCUUCCCUAUCCAUCACAGCCAGGGCAGUGAGAGGACCACUGUUUCUCCUUGCUUUAUGCUGUGGGAUCGACAGUUGGAAAGGCACAAGAUGAAUGUAGCUGUUUACUGCUUGUGGGUGACAGGCUCAAAAACAUGGAGCCUGUAAAUAUUACAGGUUCACAGGAUUUAAGCUGUAAUUUGUUCUAGAGGGCAGUGAAUGUUAUAAACUCCAAUAUAUCUAUGUAUUUGGUGUGUAUGAGCGUGAUAUAUAUUUUCUGUAUCUCUUUUUGG
Messenger RNA from Struthio camelus australis, 4333 nucleotides. RefSeq names its product C-C motif chemokine ligand 22 (gene CCL22). Gene Ontology annotation, cellular component: extracellular region. Gene Ontology annotation, molecular function: chemokine activity. Lineage: Eukaryota; Metazoa; Chordata; Aves; Struthioniformes; Struthionidae. Gene Ontology annotation, biological process: eosinophil chemotaxis; immune response. The record is from RefSeq and is a predicted model, not a curated record.